AUGACAAGACAAGAAAGUCGUGACGCCCGAGGAAAUGCAUGUGAUCAGAAGGCCUUUAGUGUGCACAUCCAAAGAUCCUUGAAAGCAACAGGACAGUUUGAUAAGGUGGUAUCACAUGGACAGUUCUGUGAAACGAGAGAACCUGUGACUGUGUUUUCACAUCAAGCUACAAACAAUGAGAUGAGUGCAACAGAAAAUGCCUACGAGGGACAGCUGCAAACAUCUGUACUCACUAACAAUGUGGAUGCCAAAGAUGUCACUACUGUUCAACAGGACACAAGUUUAAAUAAUGGACUGAAAGCUAAACCAAAGAAACAUGUCAGUUUUCCUUCAGGGGGAGAGAUCGUCUCUGGAUCAGCAGAACCCUGGAAUCCAUGGGAAGCUGCUGGCAGUUUUACAGCGGAUGAGAUCAUCACAUCCUACAAAUUAAGCUGUGAGAAACUUGGUGUACAGCCUAUUCAUAAAUUGCUGACACAACUGCAGAAUAUCACAGAGGUACAUCAUAGGAUCAAAUGUUUAUAUCUGAAAGGUGAAAAGUUAGACUAUGAGCGUUGUGAAGCCCUUGAAGAGAUCUUCAAAAGGAUACAGUUUAAACUGAUUAACUUGGAAUGGGUGAAGCUGGAUGAAAAUGGGGCUUCCGCUUUGUUUGAUAUAAUGGAAUACUAUGAUUCAGCAGUACACCUCAACAUCUCCUUCACCAAACAUAUUGGAAGCAGGGGCUGGGUGGCAGCAGCUCAGCUGAUUAGAAAGAGUAGCAGUUUGAAAGAGUUUGCGGCCUGUGGCAUUCCCUUGACAGAGCGCAACGCACGUUCAGUGGCACAAGGCCUGAAGUUUAACAAUCACCUGAGGGUAUUACGUCUGGAUAAUGCCAGUAUAAGUGGUCGGCCUCUGAUGCUGCUAGUUUCUGCCCUGAAUGCGAACCAAAUGCUACAGGAACUCUACUUGGCAGAUAACAAACUGAACAGCAUUCAGGAUUCCAUGUACCUACGAGAGCUGUUGCAAUCUAACUGUACCAUAAGACUGUUAGACCUCAAAAACAAUUCAAUCUUCAACACAGGACUGGAAGAUAUCUGUGAAGGUCUAAGAAGACAGAAGCAGGGUCUGAAAACACUUAUACUUUGGAACAACAGACUAACACAUAAAGGGAUGAGUCAUCUCGCUGCUAUUCUACCUAAAUUAACUUGUCUGGAGACCCUGAAUUUAGGUCAUAAUCCACUGAGCGAUGAAGGAAUCCUUCGACUUAAAGAAGCGUUGAUAGCUAAUCGAUCAGUCGUUCGUUUAGGACUGGCGUCAACAGCAAUCACUUGCGAAGGUGCAGUAGCCACUGCUGAAUUUAUCGUGGAGAGUGCUAGGAUUCUGAGGCUGGAUCUGCGAAGGAACAGAAUUAGAACUGGAGGUCUGAUGGCUCUAUCUCUUGCACUGAGACAAAAUCAUUCACUGGUCAGACUGGAUUUGGACAAGGAACCAUUGGGUGAGACAGAAGAGUGGUUGAUUGAAACUCAGAAACUACAACUGGUUGAAAUUCUGAAAUGCUGCAAGAGAAACCUGCUCAUGAGACAAACAAAGAUGGAAGAAGAGAAGGAUGAGGACAAGAAGCCAGGACCAUCUUUUUAAUUAACCUUCAAGUAGAUUAGAAUAAAAUUUGAAAUGCAGGUUAGGUAAAAUUAACUAGUUGAGACCACCAUAACAUAGAAUAAAUCCCGCUCUGUGGUGAUUUUAGACGCCCAUAGUAAAUAAAGGCAAACAACGUAUUGAAAAUACUUGUCAUUGAUUUAGUGCAUGCAUGCAGAUACUGUACAUUCAAACACAGCAGAUACUCACAUGGCACAUAUCGAGAAUUUGUGUGCAAAUAUUGAUGUACGAACACCACCAUUACAGUCACAAUUUAUGUUACUAUAUCACUUCCAGAAAUUUUGUAGAAGUCACUUUUUUAAACAAGUUUCAAAAGAACACAAAAUUGAAUAAUUUUCAUGUUAGAAGAAACGUUUAUAAAAACUAACAUGUACAGAUUUAUUUGGAGACAGCAAGAACUGCAGAUGCUGCUGUCAGAGAUAACACAAUGUGUAGCUGGAGGAACACAGCAGGCAAGGCAGCAUCAGAGAAGAAGGAAAGUUGAUGUUUUUGGUUCGGGACCCUUCUGAAAAAAGGUCCUGACCUGAAACAUCAAUUUUACUGCUCCACUGAUGCUGCCUGGCCUACUGUGUUCCUUCAGCUCUACACUGUGUUGUCUGUUUAUAGACUUAUUUACAUGAUUCCUUUGGACAUUAAUAUAUGCCUCAACAUUUUUUCAAAAAGCUAUAUUUUUGAGUUAAUUAUCUUUU
Stegostoma tigrinum is the source of this 2321-nucleotide messenger RNA. Its product is annotated as protein phosphatase 1 regulatory subunit 37. The record is from RefSeq and is a predicted model, not a curated record. The transcript has 12 exons. The coding region runs from base 1 to 1614 and encodes 537 amino acids. NCBI's taxonomy places the organism in Eukaryota, Metazoa, Chordata, Chondrichthyes, Orectolobiformes, Stegostomatidae. Gene Ontology annotation, molecular function: protein binding.